GCAAGGAAGACCAAAGCGUUAUUCAUAGUGCCGAAAUUAGUAACAAAACAGUAACUCAGUUCAGUCAAUAAAUUCUAAAUUAUCCCGUUCAUCAUACGCAUCACUUGGGACAGAAAAAAUGGGAGAACAUUUUAGUCCCUUCAAAGUCACAGAGACACAGGAUGCUUAUGAUUAUGAUCAUGCAAAAAGAAAAAUUGAUCUGUAUGGCCCGGAUGUUGGGCCAAAAAUAUACAAUGUUAAGGGAAACCUAGUGACUCCACCGAUUAUUGCAAAGAACCUUCCAGAUAUAUUUAAUGUCCUUCCAAUUUUUGGUCGGCCUGGGCCUGAAGGACAUAUUGAGGACUUUUAUUCACGAAAGAUAAGGGAAUUUGUUGGCUGUGAUCUGAAUGAUGAACAGUUUGAAAAUCUGGCCAAUGAUUGCAGUCCUGAUUUGCUAAGGACUGGCAGUGAGCUAGUAAUGCCAACCUCAGUGCCCACGCUGUCAGUGUUCUCCGAGGAGGAAAACAGAGAGUACAAUGAGCAACACAGCAACCUGUGCGUUGUGAGGAAGCAUCGGUUACGUAUGGCUAGCGAUCCUAAUGCCAGUUACCAGAGAAAGCUGAAGUAUAGGGGCACACGGCUCAUGCCACUUGCACAGGCUGAAGAUGGAGAGGAAGCGUCCGAACCAGACCUAGAGCCUGGCAGAGAUAUAAUCUACGUCGUGCGGAUAUAUAGACCCUUCCCAUAUAAUAUUAAGGAGAAACAUGUGAGCAGUCGCCACUCGGUGUUCAGCCGCUGCUUGGUGCUGGCGGGACGGCAGCCCCUGUCGGCGCUGCGCGACCGCGUGGUGUGCGCCAACGACGUCGGCAUGCGCGUCGACGUGUCCGCCGCGCCGCACCAGCAACCGGCCGCUGUAGCCAAGGACCUGUUUCCCUCUGGGUUUCUGUUCAUCAACAACGUGUUCUACGUGGACGGCCGCCCGGGCUGCUCGGACCGCAGCGCCGGCCUCCGCGCAUGGGCGACGGCUCGGGGCCUCGGGGACUUUCAAACAAAGGACCUACAUUCCACUAAACUGGACGAUCUGAUUGUGCGUCUGGGACAUCCUGAGGUCUACGUCCACCAAGGCAACUGCGAGCAUCUCUUCACAUUCUCAGAGAUACGUCUGCUCAACCCCGAUGACCCACUCUCCAUCAAGCAAUACCCGGCCCACACCGCUGUCUCACAAAACCAAACCGUCUACUGCACAACUUGUGCUGAGUUCGGAGCCAAAUGGAUUGUAACCAAUUGCUCCACAGUCCCAUUUGACCCGGCCUACUUCUGUGAUACAUGCUUUAGAUUAUUCUUAUACAAGGACGGCCAGAAAAUUGGAGAUUUCAAGGCAUUUUCUUAUAGAGGCAAUGAGAUUAAUAUGCUGAAGCCAUCGGGAUGACGAACACUUCAGUUCAUAUACAGUAUGGAUUUAAAACAGGGUUAGCAAUUCCCUUGCAGGUUGGAGGGUUUUGCG
Molecule: messenger RNA, 1483 nt
Organism: Cydia amplana
Lineage: Eukaryota; Metazoa; Arthropoda; Insecta; Lepidoptera; Tortricidae
Gene: Pbp49
Product: snRNA-activating protein complex subunit 3
Exons: 6
Coding region: 119-1408 (429 amino acids)
Biological process (GO): snRNA transcription by RNA polymerase II; snRNA transcription by RNA polymerase III
Cellular component (GO): snRNA-activating protein complex
Molecular function (GO): core promoter sequence-specific DNA binding; bent DNA binding; RNA polymerase III type 3 promoter sequence-specific DNA binding
Source: RefSeq, a predicted model, not a curated record